This is a messenger RNA of Portunus trituberculatus (swimming crab), 3227 nucleotides long. RefSeq lists its product as uncharacterized. The record is from RefSeq and is a predicted model, not a curated record. Lineage: Eukaryota; Metazoa; Arthropoda; Malacostraca; Decapoda; Portunidae. The transcript has 2 exons. The coding region runs from base 454 to 1188 and encodes 244 amino acids.
AAAUAGGGGGAAGGAUCGGCCCAGGUAGCAUGUAAAGGAUCUUCGCGCAUAUAUUAACCUUUCAAUGGGUAAGCGAGAGGGGGAAAAAAAGGGGCCUCACGGUUUCUCAAGGUCCGUCCUUUCGUUGUGGAGGCUUUAAACUGGGAGGGGGUUAGGGAUGCGUUGUGAAUAUAGUAUGCAAAUGGGUGUUGGUAAAGGGGUGAAGGGUGAGGGCAGGGCCGCGGGUCGAGGACUGGGACAUACGGUUUAGUUCAGUUCUCAGUCUCCUUCUGCUGCCGUAGUAUCUCUGGUGUUGAUGCUGAAGGGAAGACUUGUCUGUGGGGUGUAGGAAUUUCGCCCUGCUAUCGUGAAGUGUUAUGAGGAUCUGACACUGGCUUGGUUGACUACUGCAGGAUAAUUGAGGUUCUUUCAAAAACAAUACUGCAGAAGGGAAUGACACUGUGACAACACAAAAUGUCACCCCUCACAGAUGUCACCAACACUCCUGGGCAUGAGCCUCUGCUUUAUACCCAUCACAUGCUCUCCCAAAAGAGAGAAAGAAAGAGGCUAUCCAGAUCUUGCCCAAGAAUCCCAUGUCAUCAGAGUCAAGAUGAAAUGAAUAAGGCACAAUCUCACAAAAGCUUCAAGCGAAAAACUGAAUCAGUGGCAAUAAAAAUGUGCAAUAUUCAGGAUUCAGAUCAGAGACAUAACAAUACUUAUAGUCAGAAAUUUACUGCAAACUAUAUGUGUUCAAAUUCAAGGAACCAAAGUGAUGAACAGUUGGCUUCACAGACAACAGAUAUAUUAUUGUCACAAGCAGUGGAGACCCUUAGCCUUAGUGAAAACAGUGUUCAGUCAGAUUUGCAGAAAUCCAGUCAAAGAAGCCAGCACAGAAAAAAGUUGGAGAAAAUACCAGAGAAGAAACCUAAAGUAAAAAGUAAAGUGGUAGCAAGUUGCAGUGGUCUUCCAGAAACUCCAGGCACUUGUGAGGGUGGCAUUUCCUCACAGCGAUGUGGUGCUUGUGGCCAGGAGUUUACUGCCUUGCCUUUGCUUACUCUGCACUUAGCACGGCAUGUGUAUGAUGGCUUAUAUGCUGCUCAGUGGUUGAAUCAGGCAAUGUCUUUAGUUGUGUCAAGGCAACCCUUCACUGCAACAAAUUCACAUGAUAAGAACAGUAUUAAUGGUGUACAAAAUUCUUCAGUGGACUGAUCCAAAGUAUUUUUGUCAGUGCAAUUUAGAUUGGAAUAAUUUCCUUAUUUGUGCUGUAAAUAUUUAUGAUAAGGUGUAAAUAUAAUUGCAGGUUUUCUAGUGUUAUCAUUCUUUACAAAAAAUGCACAGAAAACUGUAUUUUCGUUUUUGCAUCAGGUUCUGCUCAGGUGAAAAUUAAGGAAAAGUACUUGAUUUUUUUUUGAGAAAUUGAGGGUCAUAACUUUCAUUACCAUUGUCCCCUAAGAUCUGAAAGUCAUGUUUUUGUAUGUGUUUGUUAUUUUCAUUUAUUUAGUUAUUUAUGUUUUUUUUUUAUUAAUAUGAAUUUUUAUUACAUUUCUAGUAUUAGUGCAAUAUCUCUUCAUUGGAGAGAAAUUAUUGAGACUGAUAGAUUUGUUUGUUGAAGAACUCUUUACCUCUCUUGUAUUUUGUCUAUUGAUAUUUUAAGGCAUUCAUUGUGUAAUUAGUAGUCUUCACUAACCCUCUAUUGUGAUUAUUUGUGGAUUGGUAUACACUCAACCCUCUGCUAUCGUGCCCAAUUGGUGCAUCUAUCACUGCGUGAUACCCGAAAUUGCAAUAGCUGAAGUGAAGAAUCUAUGGUAAUAAUUCAAAAUGAUAUUAGAACACCCAAGCUGUCAGUUUUUUGUCUUUUUUGCCCAGUUUUUAUGCCAUAUAAUAGUAUAAAAAUGAAGAAAUAAUAUAGUAUAAGAAACUUAUAAAGAAUCAUAGUAACAACAUACAUUUUAAAGCAUUUUAUUUAGUAUAUUUGACGGCAUAUAGAAUGCAUGGGUAUAUAAAAUGCACAUUCAUUUUAGCCAGUCAAAUUCAGGAAAAAAAGCUUUUACUGUAUUUAAGCACAUACUGUUGAAAGAAAUCUAGUAACACAUUACACAAGCAGAAAACAUCUUUCCUUGUGCUCCUCAGUUGGUUUUCUUGCUGUCGUCAGACACUUAUUAUUUUUUUCGUAGCUGGUGGCCCAAAAGCCAUUGCUGUUACUCUAUUGUCAUGCUCCUUGGUAUAAUCUAUCACUUGUAGUUUGUAGGAGAUUGUGUAGCUCAAUCUUUUUCCUCUUGUUCCAGUAAGGGUGUUGAUGUGUUUUGUUAUGAUCAUUAAACUUACUGUUACUCCUCACUGCCAGAUGGCAUGAAGUCAGGGUGCUGAUCAGACCAUGUUUAUAUACAUGCUUCACAACCUCACAAGAUAGAUUGUUUUCAUUUUUAUGAUAAUUUGUUUUUAAAGUGAUAAUACUGGUAAUGAUAAUAAUACCUGCAAUAAAAUAAUGAUGCAUACAGUUAGAGUUGGUAAAAGUACUGGAAAAAGGCGUGUCCUGUAUGCUGUUAAAUUGGGCACCUCAUUGUGGACAGUUAGGAGCUAAAGUGGAUGGGUAGAUUGGGGGAAAUAUGUGAAGAAUUAUUUCUCAAUAAAAGUAUAUAGAGAAACUCAACUAUCACGUAGCAUCAUAAUCCAGAAGUUUUUGAAUAACGGGUGUAUGAUAACAGCAAUUUCAUGCACAUUAUAGACAUAAGUGUAGCUUUUUAAGUAUGCGCAUUAGCAAUAAAACACGAUAGCAGAAGGCGUGAUAGCAGAGGGUUAGGUGUAAUUCUGUCACAUCUGUAAAAGUCACUGCUUGAAUUUUGGGUUUUAGUAAUAUACCAUUUGCACAUUUUGCAUAUUUAUUUGUUAAAGCUAAGUGCAAUUUUUUAUUUAAUUUUUUUUCCAAGGUGUGUCAAAAGAAGCAUAGGAAUAUUCAUAGUAUUCCUUAUUAUUUUAUGGGUAUAGUUGGAUCUCAAGUUUGUACUUUAUCUCAUGAAAAGUUUUGUUUUGUAAAUAUGUUUUUAAUGCUGAUUCCAUCAUCCACUUCUAAUGUAAAAGUUCAUGAGCACCCUUCUUCCUCAAACUUUGCAUGAGUGCACUUAUCAUGUUUUGUGUCCUAUCCAUUUCCGUGAAACGAAUUAUUGGAUAGCUCAGGAAGUCUUGAAUGAUAUUUAAUGUUUAAGUUUUAUGUCAGAUUGAAAAAGGAACAUGAAAUUCAUAUUAUUUUG